Molecule: messenger RNA, 3457 nt
Organism: Thlaspi arvense
Lineage: Eukaryota; Viridiplantae; Streptophyta; Magnoliopsida; Brassicales; Brassicaceae
Source: the annotation of a GenBank genome assembly
CGAAUAAAGAGAAGACAUAAUUGCUUUGAAUAAAGUCAAACACACUUGGCCACCUUUUUAUCGGAAUAAAAACACAAAACAAAAAAAAUUCGAACCGAAAUUGAGAUCGAAUUCAGACGAUUACGUGGCUUUACAUGGAGGUAGACCCCAGUGGCUGGCUGCUUAGCACAACGUUAACCUUCAAUCGCUUCGCCUUCCCUAAUCCCUGACGGAGGGAAUUCUCAAAUUUUGAAAUUACAGAAAAAUCCAAAUCCGACAGGCAAAAUUGACAAAAUCUCCUUUAAACAAAAGAGUCUCAUUGAAGACGAACCGUUCUCUGUAACCUCGUAUACUCCUCCUCCGAUCCGAUGGAGGAAACCGGUUCGGAUCCCGGAUCCUACCCGAUUCCACCCGCUUCAGUCCAUCUCGCCCCCUUCUCUCUCGUUCCGCCUCCCUCUGCUCGUCUCCUCUCAACCCACUUCACUCGUAGUACCCAGCCUGUGCAAUCGUCUCGGCGCCUGGCCUACAUAUCUCUCCAGGGUUUGCUCGUCAAUUCCCAUGAAGCCAGCUCGGCGCGGUCCAUCGGCGGCGGAUUGAGCCGAGAGGAAACCGUCGCGUGGGAGCUCUUUACGCCUUACCAGAGGUUCCUGCUCGUGGCGGUCAUUGGCGUCGCCGCCGCUGAGUCGAAGAAGAAUGGUGUGAUUCGGCAGCUCCAGAAAUCGGUCGAUCUCAGGGACCAGGUUCUUUCAAGCAUGCAACAAAAGCUGGACGAUCUGUGUCAACAGCCAAAUCUUGCCAAGGAUCAGUCUGCAAAAGGAUCCAGGGUCUCGGAUCAUGAUGAUCUACAAUCAACUUUCAAAGAAGAUUUCGGAUCUGAGAAAGUUAAAUUCGUAGAUUGUGGUUGCUGGUUGUGUGAUCAACAUCAUCACUCAUCACCUCCUCCUAUACAGGAUAAAGCUCCCACAAAUCUGGUGAUUGACGUAGAGCCAGAGGAAAGGCGUAUGUCUUACAUGUCAGACUGGUGUUCUAGUGUCACCUCUGCUGCAGAAAUCCAUUUCGAUAAUCUUUCACUCGACCAAGACAUGCUUUCUCUCAGAAAAGAGUGUCAAGAGAAAGAUGCAACAAUAAAGGACCUAACUUCAUUUCUUCAGCUAACUAACAAAGCUGGUUCUAAACGAGAAACAGAGCUUGAAGAGAUUGUUCGCAGGAAGAAGACAAUAAUCAAGAAGCUCAAGAGGGAGGUACUGGUGUUAGAAGAAAAGGUGACACAGCUCACUAGGUUCCGGAGGUUCUCCUAUUCAGCUGCAGUCCCAAGUAGCCGUGAAUUCCCAAUGAGACUGGACAAUCUUCUUUACGAUAUGGAUGUUUCUACAGCUUCUUCGUCCUCUGAUUCAGAAACUCCUGGAAACACACCUCGACGAACUGUGUUGAAGGAUGCUCCUGUCGAUUCCAUGAAGGAGGAACCCUCAGCUUCGGGAGAAACCCAUAAAUCAGCGCCAGCUGAAUCAUCGGCCUCACUUGUGAAAUCUGUGAAGCCGCCGCCUUCAGUAGUUAGUCCAUCAACUAACCGGAAGCCUGUCUCAUCAGUUUCUUCUUCUUCUUCUUCUUCGAGGAUGAGACGGGCUUCUUCUGCUGGCGAUUCAAAGAAACCUAGAAGGCCAAUUCAAGUUGCCGCAAGAGCUUCUUCUGCUUCACAUAAGAGAUGGGUUUAGGAAAGGGCGGGAAAAUUAAGAGUGCCCCAAUUUAUCGGUCUGAGGUCAAGCAAUGGAGAAAUUCUUGGUUCCGAUAGAAUCGUCGCCACCAAAAUCUACAACUGUCGUCAGGCGACCAUGGAAGCGAUCUCUAAUCGAAUUGAAUGGACGAUUCGAGCCACACUACCGACACGAACUGUAUUCUCUGUUUGCUCAAUCCUACUCCGAGAUUGGGAAAUUUUCACAUCUUUAUCACUUGUACGAGGAACCAUGCCAAACCCAUAUCAACGAGAUCCUUCACCAGCAUUCCUCGACAAUGUCAGCGAGGCGUUGUGGGGCUUGAGUUUGACAACCAGAGGUGUCUGUUUUCAGGGAAUAUACAUAGUGUCGGUCACAAGAUCAGGAUGCUUGACCGUGCAUGACUUUGACACUCUAUAUUGUCAGAGUAAGCUUGGCCCAGGUUCUGUGGAAGAUGAGAGUAAGCAUGUUGUGCAUUUGUCUUUCCCUCUGGGUAGGGAAUUCGAUGUCGCUAGAUGGAAUCCUACAAACCAGAAUGAGGUAGCUUGCACAUCGAGGAAACGGGAUAAAGUCUCCAUCUUCGAUAUCAGUUACAUGUCUCCCAAACCAACUGAGGAACUGCAAACCAGACAGAAGCUCUCAAUUAUUGGCCGCAAAACUUCUACUGGUUUAUCUGAUGUUGCCAUUACUAGUUAUGGAGAUUCAAGAAUAUUUUCUCCAGAUACACUUGGUACAGUACAUGUGUGGGAUAGAAGAGCAGGCGUGUCUCCAUGCAUUGAACUCUCUACAAACAGAUAUGAUUCGAUCAAGAGUGUUCAGAUAUAUGUGGAUAAUCAGACUAUUUUUGGAGCUGGUAAAGAAGGAAUCAUUCAUAUCUGGGACCUUCGUGGAGGAACAUACUCUACUGCUUUUCAGAGCCGCAAAGAUAUGAGCCACUUGCCCAUAGCAUCUAUACAUCUUGCACCGAUGCUGCGGAAGAUUGAAUCUCUUAACGCUCAGUCAGAAAUCGUCCCCAAGGAAAUCCAUUCCAUCAAUGUAAACCCGUCUUCUCCUAAUCAAUUGGCGUUUCACCUUGACGAUGGUUGGUCCGGUGUUGUUGACAUUUACAAAUCUGAAGUUACUCAUGUACAUUGCCCUCCUCCAGCUUGGUUGGAUGGUUCCAACAAUUCAGCUGACUUGAUCUUGCGGAAACCAUCAUGGCUUCCAACAUCAUCUAUCUAUGUGGUUGGUUCCAUGAGCGAGAAAGGGAUUCAUGUUCUUGAUUUUCAUCCUAGCUCUAAGUCUCCUUGUCACGUUGACUACGAUGAGGAUUCACAUAGAAAGGAGAAGAGAGAGAAGUGUAAUCACAGUAACAAGUUUGUUUCGUUGUCUGAAACUGUCACGGGUUGUGCUGCGCAUCCUCUCAACAGCAUGAUCGUAGCUGGAACUCAGAAAUCGUCGUUGCUGUUGAUCGCGCAGAGACAUUGCUCAUCUACAUCAGAAACUGUAGAAGGUGAAUUGUAGCAUCUACUAGCUCGAGUGGGCUUCUAGGCUUGUAACAUAGAAAUCACUCACGAGAUACAUGUAUGAGUAAUAGUUUUGCUUGAAUGGGUUCUAAAAGUGUGAAAGACGAUAUACGUGCUCUUGAAUUCGUGUUGUGUAUUGAUUAGUAUUAUCUUCUAUAUUUCUGCAAAUCCCUUUUUUUUGUAAACUCUAAAAGUAAUGCGAAUGAAGAAUAAUACAUGUAAAAAGUCAAUAUUAUUAUUAAGUGAAGGAGUCUAUAAAAAAAA